Podospora anserina S mat+ is the source of this 957-nucleotide messenger RNA. RefSeq lists its product as uncharacterized. The coding region runs from base 1 to 957 and encodes 318 amino acids. The record is from RefSeq and is a predicted model, not a curated record. NCBI's taxonomy places the organism in Eukaryota, Fungi, Ascomycota, Sordariomycetes, Sordariales, Podosporaceae. Gene Ontology annotation, molecular function: D-mannose binding. The transcript is spliced from 4 exons. Gene Ontology annotation, biological process: endoplasmic reticulum to Golgi vesicle-mediated transport; endoplasmic reticulum organization; Golgi organization. Gene Ontology annotation, cellular component: endoplasmic reticulum-Golgi intermediate compartment; COPII-coated ER to Golgi transport vesicle; Golgi membrane.
AUGCUGUUUAAGUCGACCCUGUCAGCCCUGUGGCUGGCUGCGUCUGCUUGGGCCGCCGGCCAGAAUGACGAAGGGGAUGUCAAGAGCAUAGGGUUGAGGACACACACACUCGUGCAGCCCUACCUUGACAGUGACAUGCAAAGUCGGUGGUAUGACUUUGGAGGGGACACGAUUAUCCGUACCGACCAGUACAUCCGCCUGACCUCGGACCACCCCUCGCAGAUGGGAUGGCUCUUUAGCAGAGUGCCAUUGACCGCCACAAACUGGGAAAUCGAGGUGGAAUUCAAGAUCCACGGCAAGGGCCAGCUCUACGGCGACGGGUUCGCCAUGUGGCUCACACGAGAGCGCGGCAAGAUGGGCCCCGUCUUUGGCGCCGCCGACAAGUUUGAGGGUCUCGGUAUCUUUUUCGACACGUACAAGAACAACCGCCCCGGCGUCGUGUUCCCCUACGUCAUGGCCAUGGUUGGCGACGGCCACACCUCGUACGACAAGGACACCGACGGAAAGAGCACCGAGUUUGCCGGCUGCUCGGCCAGGGGCAUCAGGCACGCCACCGUUCCCACCAAGCUUCGCCUGACGUACUUCCAGGACAAGUACCUCAAGCUGGAGCUGCAGUACAAGAGCGAGGGCGAGUGGACCAUGUGCUUUGAGACGAACACUCCCCCCACGAUUCCCCAGGUGGCGUACCUGGGCUUCAGCGCCGAGACGGGCGAGCUGAGCGAUAAUCACGACAUCAUUUCGAUCAAUGCGAAGAAUCUGUAUACGUCCCAGCCGAACGCGGGCAAGUCUACUCCUGGGAGCAACAAGGGGGGCAAGAAGUCUUAUGGCGGACAGGAGGGGGGUAGCAGCUGGACUUGGUUCUUUAUGAAGAUUUUCUUCUUCUUUGCGGUGCUGGGUGGUGCGUAUGUUGGGUUUACUGCGUACAGGGCCAAGAACCAGAGGAGCCACCGGUUUUAG